Molecule: messenger RNA, 1449 nt
Organism: Rasamsonia emersonii CBS 393.64
Lineage: Eukaryota; Fungi; Ascomycota; Eurotiomycetes; Eurotiales; Trichocomaceae
Product: DUF895 domain membrane protein
Exons: 4
Coding region: 1-1449 (482 amino acids)
Source: RefSeq, a predicted model, not a curated record
AUGUCGACUGUCUACGACCAACAGUACCCCGGGGCCUUUCGGGAUGCCAACGUCCAGGGCAGAUCGUGGAUGUACAAGCCCUUGAGAAUCGGUCCCUGGACACUCCCCUGGUUCGCAUCUCCCGAGUUCCAGCUCAUCCUGGUCUCGUUCGUGUGUUUCCUGUGCCCCGGCAUGUUCAACGCCGUCACCGGCCUGGGUGGUGGUGGUCAGGUCGACCUGCACGACGUCAACGACGCCAACGCUGCCCUCUACAGCACCUUCGCCGUGGUGGGGUUCUUCGCCGGCUCCAUCGCCAACUGGAUCGGGCUCAGACUGACUCUGUCGAUCGGCGGCAUCGGCUAUUUUGUCUAUGUCGCCUCGCUGCUCUCGUACAACCACAACAGGAAUGCCGGCUUCCUUAUCUUCGCUGGCGCCAUGCUCGGCAUUUGUGCUGGUCUGCUGUGGUGUGCCCAGGGUGCCGUCAUGAUGAGCUACCCGCUGGAAAGCCAGAAGGGGACGUUUAUUGCCGUUUUCUGGGUCAUCUUCAACCUUGGCGGGGUGAUUGGGAGUUUGGUUCCCCUCGGUGAAAAUAUGCACUCCAAGGCCGGCCAGGUCAACGACGGGACCUAUAUCGCCUUUAUGGUCCUCAUGGCCUUCGGCUUCAUCCUCACUUUCGGCCUGUCAGACUCUAAGUACAUCAAACGCAAGGACGGGUCGCGUGUCAUCGUGAUGAAGAACCCGACAUGGUGGUCCGAGUUCAGCGGUCUGUUCAAGACGCUCCGGUCGGACUGGUACAUCGUCUUGCUGUUUCCCAUGUUCCUGUCGAGCAACUGGUUCACGGAGUAUCAGUUCAACGUGGUCAACGCUUUCUACUUCGACAUCCGUACGCGCGCGUUGAACAAUCUGCUUUACUGGCUCUUCCAGAUGAUCGGCGCGUUUGCGUUUGGCCAGCUGCUGGAUCUGCCGUGGUUCUCGCGCAGGACGCGUGCCAAGCUGGGUCUGGUGGUGCUUUUCGUCAUCACCAUGGCCAUCUGGGGUGGGGGGUAUGCGUUUCAGAAGACUUACACGAGGGAGUCGCCCAAGCCGAACAUGGACUUUACCAGUCCUGGCUACGUGGGGCCAAUGUUCCUGUACAUGUUUUACGGGUUCUAUGAUGCUGCGUUCCAGACCUGCACGUACUGUCUGCUGGAGCAGCCAUCACCUGGAGCGGCUGACCAAUCCAGAAUGGACGCCCUCAACACGUCCUUCAUGCGCCAGUUCGGCGCCUGCUGGGGCCUCCUGGCAGGCUCGCUGGUGGUCGCUGCUCCAGUGGUCUUCUUUAAGAUCAAGGAGCACGUCGACAUCGAGGAGGAUCUCAAGUUCUCGGACGAGAUCUUCGCCGAGGUCGCGCCGAGCAGUGCGAUGACGAUGGACGAGUAUCAGCUAGCUGACAAGCAUGUGUCGUUUACUGCGACAGCGAGUGCUGUCUAG